Messenger RNA from Microthlaspi erraticum, 774 nucleotides. The record is from the annotation of a GenBank genome assembly. Lineage: Eukaryota; Viridiplantae; Streptophyta; Magnoliopsida; Brassicales; Brassicaceae.
AUGGGUGCUUCUCCUGGAUUUGGUGUCUGGAUCAAUCAGAACACUCAACAGCCUAAAAAGGCGGAGUCCAAGAAUGUUACAUUUAAGUCACCGUUAACUCACGAGGAGAGAGAUGAUACUAAGGAACAACUACAACUUUGGAGAGAGGCAGAGAAGAAUAAAACAUGGCGUGAUACUCCUCCUAAGGUGAAGGUGGCGACACAAGAAGGUAUUUGCAUUAUGGAAAUUGAAUUGAUAGUAGGAUUGCCUCCUCAAGUAGCAUACGACGUUUUAACAAAUCCAGACAACCAACCAUACUCCAGAAACAUCAAGAAGCGUGGACUCUUGGAAAACAAAUCAAGAAAAGUUGUGUCGGAAGAUCCACCAGGGCAGAUCGUGGAGGUGGAGAAAGUUGUGCCUGUGCUCUGGAACUUGCUUUCCUUCCCGAUAAGUCUAGUUUUCGCCGAAAACCGAAAAGAUCUUUCUGGAGUAUAUGACAAAAAGAAAAUUAUGUUCAUGAAAAUGUUUGAGGGACACUGGAAAGUGGAGCCAAUAUACGUAGAUUCUGAACGUUUGUGCAAGAACAUGAAGCCGAGGACUCGAGAAGAAUACAGAAGAUGUAGCGGUGGACAAGGAAAGAUUGCAUCGAAGGUGACGAUGGGUGGGGUCUUUCAGCCAAAUUCUAUCUUUAAUGUGCCACCGGUUUCAUGGUUUAUUCGUGGGAUCACGGUCAAGACCACCAAGACUCUGCUCCAAGAUUUUCUAAAUCUUGCUGCCGCGAUCCGAGGUGUUUGA